CUCAGCAGUCCUGCACUCCACUGUACGAUUGGGUGCGAUAUCUCCUGAACCACAAGGAUGAGCUAUCCCCCUCAUUCCAUGAGCUCUGGUAGCAGAGGCUCAAGAAGGACAUUGGAAUUCGGGAGGACCUAUGUGGUGAGGCCGAAAGGGAGACACCAGGCUACAAUUGUUUGGCUGCAUGGCCUUGGCGAUAAUGGCUCUAGCUGGUCCCAGGUUUUGGACUCACUUCCUCUUCCAAAUAUAAAGUGGAUUUGCCCUACUGCUCCUACUCGUCCUGUGACAUUGCUAGGAGGAUUUUCCUGCACUGCAUGGUUUGAUGUUGGAGAUCUUUCAGAAGAUGGUCCGGAUGAUUGGGAAAAUUUGGAUGCUUCAGCAGCACACAUUGCUAACUUGUUGUCAGCGGAACCAGCUGACGUUAAAGUCGGGAUUGGAGGCUUCAGUAUGGGUGCGGCAACGGCCCUCUACUCAGCAGUUUGUUGGGCAUUGGGUAAAUAUGGAAAUGGCUAUCCUUACCCUGUCAACUUAAGGGCCGUGAUGGGUCUCAGUGGCUGGCUCCCUGCUUCAAGGAGCUUGAGGAGUAAGAUUGAAGGGUCCAGCGAGGCCGCAAGAAGAGCUGCAUUCUUGCCGAUUCUGCUUUAUCAUGGAACAUGUGAUGACUUAGUGCCCUAUAACUAUGGAGAGAGGUCGGCUCGCUACUUGAGUUCUGCAGGAUUCCGUUAUCUUACAUUCAAAUCCUUUGACGGGAUCGGCCACUACACGGUGCCUAGGGAGAUGAGCGAUCUCUCCAAUUGGAUCGCUGCAAGGCUGGGGCUCGAAGGAUCUCGUUCUUAAUUUUGGAGCGAAUUCUCGUUGUUUGUUUGAAAUCAGAGAGAGAGAGAGAGAGAGAGAGAGUAGUAAAAAGAGAGUAGUCACUCUUUACAUCUUCUCAUGCCUUGCUGUGGCAAUAAAAGUUCUCAAAAUGUACGUGCAAUGAUCUAUUAAUAAAGCAUCUUCUAUUUCUCAUGCAA
Molecule: messenger RNA, 1007 nt
Organism: Eucalyptus grandis
Lineage: Eukaryota; Viridiplantae; Streptophyta; Magnoliopsida; Myrtales; Myrtaceae
Product: acyl-protein thioesterase 1 homolog 1
Exons: 9
Coding region: 58-831 (257 amino acids)
Molecular function (GO): hydrolase activity
Source: RefSeq, a predicted model, not a curated record